UGGUGCGUAGCUGCGUGCAGUGUUUGCUGUCUGAAUCUCAGUUGCUAUUUGUGUGAGUGAGUGGGUGUCUGUGUGGGAAGGGGUUCAGGUGAAGAACGUAACUGUGCAUGUUGUAAAGGAGAGAUAGCACACAGUAAAACCACCUCACUGCCUCCCAGCUUGGCUCGGCACACAGCUCAACGUUUAUUUCAAAGGAUUUGCAACGUACAAAUCGGAAACAGAGAUUUCAGGCUGAUCGGUGGGUAAAACACAAGUGAGAGGACUGGCACAUCGGCUGUUAAUGGAGAACUGGUCGAAUGACAGCCGGCACCGUAGUGAUCACAGGUGGAAUAUUGGCGGCAGCGAUCCUACUGUGUAUCAUAGCCGUGCUGUGCUACUGUAGACUGCAGUAUUACUGCUGCAAGAAAGAGGAGUCAGAUGAGGAUGAGGAAGAGCCAGACUUUGCCAUGCAUUCCCGCUUCCCACCCGGUCACUACAGUUACAAUGUAGGCAACGGACCUAAUAUCUUCGCCUCACCCUACGCCCGGGACCACUUGCACUCCAGGACUCUGUGUGCCAGCUGCUCCUUCUACGAGCAGCCGUACUUCCUCCAUCAACUGGAAGAGAUGCACAAUGGGGGCGAGCGGGUCAGCUACAACACGCUGAGCGAGGAGGACCUGGAGAUGCCAUUAAACCUGCUGAGUGUCCAGAACCUGCCGAGUCUUCAGAGCCUGCCGCUGGGGAGACCUCGAACAGCCAGGGAGGCAUUCAGCCGCAGCAGGAGCAUCAGCACUGAUGUCUGAGAGGCAGAGCCACAUGGCUUCUCUACCGGUGAGAGAGUGGUGGGCUUUCUAUAUCAAUACAUAGA
Messenger RNA from Callorhinchus milii (elephant shark), 847 nucleotides. It is a transcript of the gene fam163ba, whose product is annotated as family with sequence similarity 163 member B, genome duplicate a. The record is from RefSeq and is a predicted model, not a curated record. The transcript has 3 exons. NCBI's taxonomy places the organism in Eukaryota, Metazoa, Chordata, Chondrichthyes, Chimaeriformes, Callorhinchidae. The coding region runs from base 297 to 782 and encodes 161 amino acids.